Messenger RNA from Rubroshorea leprosula, 657 nucleotides. The record is from the annotation of a GenBank genome assembly. Lineage: Eukaryota; Viridiplantae; Streptophyta; Magnoliopsida; Malvales; Dipterocarpaceae.
AAAUUGAAUCAAUUUUUAGUAGCCUAAAAACUCUAGAUGUUCAAGAAUGUAGCAGAUUGAGGAAUUUAGUGCCAUCCAAUGUACAUUUCAACAAUUUGCAGACUUUGGAAGCAUCCAAGUGUCAUGGACUUGUCAAUUCAGUGAGAUACUCAACUGCAAAAAGCCUGGUGCAACUCAAAACAAUGCAAGUAACCAAAUGUGAGACGAGAGAGGAAAUUGUGGUAUGCUUGGAUGAUGAUGUGAAGGAUGGCAUUAUUUUCACCAAGCUGGAGUAUUUGCAACUCGAAGGUCUACCAAGACUAGCAAGAUUCUGUUCAGGGGUUUGCAACUUUGAAUUCCCAGAUUUGGAAGUUGUCAUAUAUUAAUGCUUAAGAUUUGGAAGAAAGCGGUAUUGGUCUUGUAAUUCUGAAAGAGAACAGUGAAGUGGAUUUUGAGGUGAGAGUGCCUUCGACUCCCAUCAUCUUCACUUGUCUGAGUUGUCUCAUGUACCUUUCAUACAGAGGUACAUACAUCUCUUACAUAGAGCUACAUCUAUUGAUGAUGCUUUCUUAUUUCCUUGUAGGUUGUAAUGGUGCACUCAUAAUAAUUGUUUGGAUUCAUGCUACCAAGUUCCCACAUUGUUGAUUUGACACACAAAAAUGAAUUUUUCAGUUCUAA